AAUAUUUUCUCUCCAUUGUUAUUGCAGGGCAUUAUUGUAGGUCAGUUCAAAGAUACUAAAAAUUUUCAUUUGUGUGUAAGCAACUUUAGGCUUAGGCCUUUUUGGAGCAGUUUGAAACCAGAUAAACCUAUGUCUGCUGGGGAUGUCUGGCUGCCUUGAUAAAGAUCAUUACUCUGCUAUAUCAAAGGACAUGGCCUCAGGAGACUUGCCAGAGAGCAGUGUUCGCUCAAAGGAGAGGCGACUGAGCAAUAUUAGGCCUCCAGACAAUAGAGACUCAAUCAUAGACAAGUAUGAGGGCUGUUUGAAGAUGAAGGAGUCCGGUUUCAGGAAGUUCAGAUCAGUGGUAGAAAGAGCUUAUGAAUACUGGAAUGAGCUGGGUCUGAAAUUGGGUGACCGUGUUCUCCAAGAGAGGGCUGAUUACUACUUGCGUCUUUUUGCUGAGGACUUGGACACCAUGCUGCAGGAAGAAGCCAAAAUGGUAGAGAAGUACCAGACUGCUGUCGAGGGAGUUGCUGCCAAAAUCACUCAUUUGACUCGACUGUUGGGGAGGAAGGAUAUUGAAGAAGAAGACUUGCAAUUACCUGAAGGUUAUGGACUUAUGCAACUUCUGGAUCGAUUGAAUGAAAUCCAUCGUGAAUUAGCAAAGGAAAAGGAGGAAAAGACAGCAGACUUUAGGAAACUGCUGGAAGAGGAAGAGAUCCUUGCAAAACGUCUUGGAAUGCCCCAGGUGGAAGUUGACCAUGAGAUCCUUCCAACUCCUGAAACCCUCAAAACUGUUGCUGGGAGUAUCUCAUUGAUGAAAGCUGAGUUGAUAAAGCGAGAAAGGAAGCUGAAGCAACUGCAGGAGGAUCUUGCACGAUUGUAUGAGUCAGUGGAGCGGCAGCCCAAACCAGGCAGCAUUGGAUAUGACAUCUUGCACAAUAAGGAGUUGGUCCUUUCCUCCAAGAACCUGAAAUCAGGAGAUGAACUGAAAGAAUCCCUUGAACUUGAUGAGCAGAAGCUGAAGAAGGAGGCAGAUUUUAUUCGCAAUGAAAUACAGGUCCUGUCUGAUCGGCUUGGUUUGGGAGAGGAUGGGAAGAAAUUUCUCAUGGCUCAUGCAUCUCAUUCAUCCUGUGACAGACAUGCAUUGGAGAAUGAGAGAGCUCGCCUUGAGAUCCUGAAACAAAGCAAUAUGGAGAAGAUCAUAAACAAAGUUCGUGAGGAGAUCCGGGAAAUGUGGAAAAAUCUGUAUUAUGGUCCUCGAAUACAGGGGAAGUUUGUUGAUAUUCAUUCUGACGAUUUUUCGGAGGAUCUCCUCAAUCGUCAUGAGCUUGAGCUAGAACGACUUAAGGAAGAAUGUCAGCAGAAGGCAAGGAUCCUGGCUCUGAUACCCAAACGGAGAAAACUCUUCAAUCGUAUGCUGGAACUGGACCAGUUGGAGGGAGACCCCGAGCGAUUCAAGAAUCGCGGUGGCCAGCUUCUCAGGGAAGAACAUGAACGUAAUCGCAUAAAUAAGGAGCUGCCAAAACUGGAAAAUGAAAUUCUACAGCUAUGUGAAGAAUGGGAAGAAGCAAGUGGUCCCUUUUUAUAUGAGGAUAUUCCAUUCAAGGAACGGGUUGCUACUGAAUGGGAGGAAAGGAUCAUGUUGAAGGAAAACAGAGGAAAGAAAACUGAGCAAGUGGACCAAGCACUGCCAAAGAAGGGACAAGGAAUGGCCUCCACUCUAAGUGCUGGGAGCAAGCGUAAGGCAUGCCUCACCCCCAGGGGUGUUUCACCAUCCAAGGUGAAACGAGUCUUGCAGGCCCAAUCUGCCCAAGCUGUAAUGCUCCAUACUCCUGGCAGAUCUGAGAAGAAACAUACUCUCCCUCAAGCAAAGCUGAAAAUGACAGAAGCAGAAGAACUAGGAUCUAUUGCCACCUAUGAUCAAUUUGCGGUGCACAAGGAGACCAUUGACAAGGUGCCAAAUUCACUGCCUAAUAGGUCAGACAUAGAAAUAGAAAUAUAUGGCAUGGAAGGUAUACCUGAAGAUGAUCUCUUGGAACAUGAGCGACUCAAAACAGGGAAAACAGGCCCCCCUGAGAAUUCUCGUGAUGAGGAAGAACCACAGCCAAAGAAGGUGAAGACAAAUGUGCCUCAGAACCCUCCUUUGCCUAAUGGGAUGAUGCCAAUGGGAAUGCCUAUGAUGGGUCCUAUGGGUCCCAUGAUGGGCCCCAUGCCUCCCAUGCCAGGUGUGCCUCCUUACAUGGGACAUGGGAUGCCAGUUGGUCCCUCAAUUCCCCAAAAUACUUCAGCUGGUGUUCCAGGGACAUCUGCCCCACCAAAACCUCUCUUUCCUUCAGCAGCAGCAGCUGCUGCUGCAGUAUCAUCGGGUAUGUCUGGAAGUCCAAGUACUGCAAGUCCUGGCAAAGCAACAUUCCCAGCUUAUAGGGACAUGAAAUCGGGAGCUUCAGUCAUGGCAGGAUCACCUUCAGUAGGCAAGAUCCAGACUGCUGGGGCAUCAAUGAAGAUAAUGCAUCCAGAGGAUGAUAUAUCUCUGGAGGAGAUGCGAGCUAGGCUCCCAAAGUAUGCAGUGAAGCUGAUCCCAGCUCCUCCCCAAAUGUCCUGCGUGAUCUCAGCUCCUCCCAUGCCUCUCUCCACGGGGAUGAUGAAUCCAGUGAUGUCCAUGGCAAUGAGAACACCUAUCACCAGUCCUGUGACUAUUGCUGCCCCUCCUCUCCCUGCUGGCCUCUUCCCUAUGAGGGGACCUCCUGUUGCCAUGCAUGGAAUGCACAUGCCAGGAAUGCCAUUCCCAGCUGGUCCUGCCUUCCCUGUCAUGGGAAACAUGAUGGCCCCAAUGUUUCCAGCAAGGUUCAGAUGAGUAGUUCAACCAACUGUAGCUCUCUUGAAGAUAAGUGUCCACCUUUCCCAUCUUGUCCCUUCCUUCUCCCUCCCUUCUCCCUCCCUCAUUUUCCUCACCACAAAUUAUUGUUUGACCUCCAUGGUGAUUCUUGCAUUGCAUUGUGUAAUGGAAACCUGGGUCUGGAAAGGUGGGUGGAAUCAAACAGGUUGGGGCAAAAAUAUGCUAAUUUACCUACAGUACUCAAGUUCUCAAACCUGCAUUAAUAAUAUAAAAAAACAGCAUUCCUUUCUAUCAGGCAAGAAGUAAUCCCUACACACUUAAAGUUAGCCUGUAAGAGGAAGCAAGGAAUAGAAAAUAAUAGUUGAAUGCACUUAAUAGUCAUGCCACUGGAUUGAUAUCACAAAAUUUCCCAUGCAGUUAGCAUGUUAUUGCACCAAGCCUGUUGAUUUUGAACCUGAUAAUUUUGGUGUUGCUGCAAAGCAUCAAACCACCAUUGUAAGGUAUGCCCAUGAGUCUUUGUGCUACUCUGGCAUUCAUCCUGGACUUAUUUCUUGCAUCUCUUGGUUCCUGUGAGUGUUUUUCUGCUAUAUGCAGAGCAUUUAUCUAAAUCUCUGGUUUUUUGUAUUGUAACCAGUCCAUGCCUCUGUACAGUUGGCAGGUAAGAUAAAAAAAAAGGUUUUUCAGUGAUGUAAGGUAUUUGUAUUGUGUAGGUUAUACAGAUGUAUUGGGGAUGAUGUCAGGAGAAGUUUUAGCUAAGCAAGGGAGGGAGAGGUAAGGUUAACCUUUAUGUUUGCUUUCAUUCUCACUUCUGGAAUCUGAUGAGAAAAUGAGUCAACAGGUGAGAGCUAUUCUGUGCCCUAUUAUUCAUCUUAUGGCUUUGGUAUCAUCAUAACCCUGUGGGAUGAAGGUUUGCCCUCUAUGCACAUACUCUUAUGUCUAAUACCAAUACAAAACUUGGGGACCAUGUCAGGUGAGCCCAUGGAGGGGUUUCGCAGUUUUUGAACACUGCUGGGUACGCUCUGCAUAUCCCCAGCUUCAUGUUGCUGAAGUCUGGUGAAACGUCCUCCAUCCGUUGUGUCCACUAGCCUCAGCUUCGCAGAGGAAUUAAUGCAGAAGAGAAUUGGGGCUGACCCUGUGGUAUCUGCAUUUUUUUUCAGUCUUGAAAGGAGAUCUGCUGGAGGCCUCUGAGUAACAUUCCUCUAUAGGAGAAUGGAAGUAUAAGCCGUAUGUUCCUCUGUUUUUGUAUCUUGCUCAUGUCACAGCACCCCUCUUUUCUUUCCUGAUGUACUGGCGAAAAAAUAUUCGUAAUUCUUUCCAAUUUGUGGAGGAACUUUGUUAAUUUCAUGUAGUGGUAUGGUCAAAACUUGCAAGGAACAUAAUUAGAUUACUUCAUUGUGUCAUUCACAGUUUCAAAGUGUGAAAGGGGUUUCAAAUAAAAGGCAUAAGAGUGAGGGGUUGCUGUUGGACCAUUUUAGGUCCCCAGGAUCAUUUUGACCUCUGGUGACAUGAGUUGCAAAAUGGGAAAAGAAUAAUGCACAUCCUCUCUUGCAACUCUUUGCUUUUCAUCUCUGUCUAUGCUCAGUAUGAUCCUCUUUUUUUUUAUCAGCAGCUUCUUUUGAAAAUAGGGUGGACUGAUAUCUGUUUCUGGAUUUUUGUCCAUCAAUCCCAGGGUUUCUCACCUAAGAGUCUUUGAUUCCCUUUUGUAAAGGUAUUUGCAUAAUGUUAUGACUUGCCAGGAAUGGCAUUGUGUGUUAUCUUUCAUUCCCCUUAGGUUGGCCUGUUACAUUUUUCCCUUUUCAUGUCUGAAAAGACCCUUCUGAACAAUAAAGCAAGUACUUAAAGAUGUGUGAUGUUUACCUUUCUGAACUCGGAAAAAAUUAUCUCCAGUAACAUGUUGAGUGGAGGAUAUGGCUUCCUUGUUUUUGAAUGGUAACCAAGAGAUGGAAUAUGUCCAUGGAGGAGGCCAAAAGAAAGAUGGAGCGAUGAAAUUAAUUUCAAGGAAUCAUGAUUGGAGUUGCUCUGAUAGGUUGAAUUGACAAUUAUGUGGGGUAUUUUUUUCCAGCAAUAAACAAAGGAC
Darwinula stevensoni is the source of this 4895-nucleotide messenger RNA. NCBI's taxonomy places the organism in Eukaryota, Metazoa, Arthropoda, Ostracoda, Podocopida, Darwinulidae. The record is from the annotation of a GenBank genome assembly.